Molecule: messenger RNA, 1475 nt
Organism: Portunus trituberculatus (swimming crab)
Lineage: Eukaryota; Metazoa; Arthropoda; Malacostraca; Decapoda; Portunidae
Product: putative carbonic anhydrase 3
Exons: 8
Coding region: 173-1102 (309 amino acids)
Molecular function (GO): carbonate dehydratase activity; zinc ion binding
Source: RefSeq, a predicted model, not a curated record
GCAAUUUUCAGAACAGUUAUUUGAAUACGAAUACACUGGGAUAUAAGAACAGGGGCUUAUUGGAAUGGCGUCUUCACAACACCUCACACAGUCCUCACAGGAGCGUCUCAAGCCUGGUGCAGCAAACACGUCACAAGCACACAGGAGCUACGUAGGUGGUCCAUAGAGAACAAUGGGCGUCAGAAGGGAGGACACGAUGAUGGCGACAUGCGCACUGGUGACGCUCUCCUUCCUGCUGGUGGUGAGCGGUGUGGCAGCGACCGACUACGACUACGACAACCAACAUAAGUGGGAUGGAUCCUGCAACACAGGGAGCAAUCAGUCGCCACUCAACUUCAAGACAGUUUACACUUCCUCUUUUCCUCCAUUCAUCUUUGACAAUUACGGCCUCAUCAACAUCACUUUAGAAGUCAACGGUCAUAGUCUCAAAGCGAAUCUGGUGCCUCUGUCUUCAAACCUGCCUCAUCUUCUUGGUGGCGGCCUGAGUGACGAGUAUGUGUUGGAUUCCUUCCACUUCCACUGGGGCAGGAACAACGGGGAGGGAUCUGAACACCGCCUGCUGGACUGCAGCUUUGCCGGGGAAAUGCAUUUCGUUCAUUACAAGAAGAAGUACAGGAACGUGGGAGAGGCGAAAGAACACCCUGACGGCGUGGCGGUGCUCGCAGUGUGGCUGGUGGCUGCUGUGGACGACUAUGAAAGCAAGCAGCAGCUCUACCGCUACGAUCAUGAUGAACCUACAAACUUCUGGCUGGAUUUCCUUGUUCCCUACGGUCCCUUCGUGAACCACUUCCCUCGCCAGACCAUCCUGCGGUACCUCCUUCCUCAGAACACGGACAGCUUCUACAGGUACGAGGGGUCACUAACAACACCCCCCUGCUCGGAGACUGUGGUAUGGACAGUGUUCCGGGAUCCAGUUGUUGCUCCGCGGCGACUGUGGCACUUGCUUAGGACCCUCAGGUCCCCUCCAGGGCACGGCAGACCUAUUGGCAAAAACUUCCGAAACAUACAAGCCCAAGGAGCCAGGAAAGUUUACUUCAGCUACGAUCCUGAGUCGCACUUAAUCCAGUGCAACAAGCAAGAAGUGGAGGAGUUGGAGGAGUGAAAGUGAAUCCCUCGUGUUUUGCAGGAAUGCAAAGAGGCCACCUACCAACGCCACGUCCAGCUGUCUCUCACGUUUUACUAGGAUACUUCAAACCUCUUUACAAAUGUUUUAAGUAGUUAAUAAUGAUGACAAUAACGAUUCCUAGAACACUGUUAAGGCGGCACUGUUGGCUUUCUUCUCUCACCUUGUGUGCUUACGACAAAGCCGUCUCGUUUUCACAGUGGAAUGAAUAGAGACACUUUUCGACUUGUUUCAUAACGAGAGGAAAGCUUGUCAAGUCAAUGUGAAAUGAACAACAUUGUUAUAACUUCUUUUAUUCAUUUGUGAAAUUCUGAAAGCAAAUGUUUCCAUAAUAAAUUGUUUUAUUGAUGUA